UUGCGUGCGAAAAGGCGACGGUGUUGGCGAGCCCACACCCAGAGACGCGCUUGAACGACCUCAACCUGAAACACAAGCGGACACGGAAUGACGAAAGGACCGGCCCAGGGUCCCGCUUUCAUGGGAGCCAAACAAAACGGAGCGGCUGGUUGGUUGGAAACGGAUCGUCGGACAUCGUGUCGAUCCAUGCGACCAGGGCACCAAAAAUGCCUGUGGUGAUGCCGUGGCACCCACGGACCGGGGGGCCUCAGCUCAACACGGAGGCGCGAUAUCGUGAGCGACGCCCCUCCCAGCCGCAGCCUCCUCCGCUCUUUGCACCGUCCCUACAAACAUCUCGCGAUGUUGUCGCCAGUUUCGCUGUCGAUAUUAGCGGCGCACGUCUUUGUGCUGGGUGUCUCCGCCCAUCUCGACUUGCUGGACGGGCUGCCUAGCUGCUGGCUAGACUGCCUCAGCAACACCGACGACGGAUGCGACUCGGCAAAAUGCAUAUGCGACGCCAGCCAGAGCGACUCGUAUCUUACCAGCGCCGUCGAAUGCGCGAGAUCGGAAUGCGAAGCAGACGGUUCGGCUCUGGACCUCCUCUUCCUAGGCCCGUUGGAUCUGUACUGCUCUGCCACCGGGGAAGAGAUUCCAGAAGACACGAUGAGCAGCGCCUAUGCCUGCGCGACCGCGACCGCAGCAUCCCCAUCGCUCACGACGCGGAAAGUCGAGCGCUCCACGGAAACCAGCGAGCACAAGACGACACAAGGAGGAGGAAGCGGGUCUACUUCCACCCUGGAGAGCGAGUCUACCGCUACGAGCGCCCCAUCCUCCGCCGCUGCAUCGCCGAGCCAGGCUCCCGAGACCUCCGCUCCGGCACCCACGCAAGCCCAGGGGGCGUCCUCUUCUUCAGCGAGCGCGAGUCCGACGCAGGGAACAUCGAAUAGCAACGGCAAUGGUAGUCCCUUCGAGAAUAUGCAAGCCGGUGCAUCGCAGUGGGGCUUCUCUAGCCUCGUUGUUGCCAUGAGUGUUAUUGCGGGACUUUUCCUAAGACUAUAACGUUGGCAUCUGGACUGGGGAUGAUAUGCUGUACGAUACACACGUCGAGGGCUUCGUCAUAUGGCAUUGGAAGAUACCACGGGCUUUCUGUAUAAGUUUGAAGCGUUCAUCGGUCUAUAUUAGGGAGUGUAUAUCACGGUAGCAUGAGAGCGGCGGCCGCGGGCAGGCCAGAUAAUUUCGUACUGGCACGAGGCCCUAACCACUGGAAGUACAUAAUAGAUAAUGAUUGCAUCUGC
Molecule: messenger RNA, 1274 nt
Organism: Trematosphaeria pertusa
Lineage: Eukaryota; Fungi; Ascomycota; Dothideomycetes; Pleosporales; Trematosphaeriaceae
Exons: 2
Coding region: 340-1038 (232 amino acids)
Source: RefSeq, a predicted model, not a curated record